This is a messenger RNA of Lolium rigidum, 633 nucleotides long. RefSeq names its product protein TRI1-like. Bases 1 to 456 code for a protein of 151 amino acids. Gene Ontology annotation, cellular component: nucleus. The transcript is spliced from 2 exons. NCBI's taxonomy places the organism in Eukaryota, Viridiplantae, Streptophyta, Magnoliopsida, Poales, Poaceae. The record is from RefSeq and is a predicted model, not a curated record.
AUGUCUGCCACCGCCAUCCGCAUCCGCUCCGGCGACCUCCUCGCGUUCCCCGCCUCCGCCAGGCGGGCCGUGGCUGCCGCCUCGGUCGUCUCGUUCCGGACGAGGGCGCCGGCGGCGGGGCGCGUGGCGGUCAGGGUCGUCGCCGCGGCCGAGGGCGCGGGGGCGGAGGCGGAGGCGGAAGGAAAGCCCAAGCCGAAGAAGAGGGCGGCCAGCGGCAUCAUGAAGCCCAAGCCGAUUUCGCCGGAGCUCAGAGAGUUCGUCGGAGGCGCGGCCGAGCUGCCCAGGACCGAGGCGCUCAAGAUCAUCUGGGCGCACAUCAAGGGGAACAAUCUCCAGGAUCCUGCGAACAAGAAGAUAAUAGUCUGUGAUGAUAAACUGAAGAAGAUAUUUGGAGGACGUGACCGUGUUGGGUUUCUUGAAAUCUCUGGGCUCCUCAAUCCCCACUUCCAGAAAUGAUAGGAUUUAUGUAGAUCUUGCUCUUUUUUGUAUUAGCUAAGACCGUUGUGUUGGUAUCUUUAGCGAACCUGGUAUGAGAGUUCCAUGAUUGUUGACGAAUGGUACAUGUGUUCUCUGAGUGCAUGUUAAUCUAGUGUUUGCAGCAAAUGUUUUGCUGGCUUUUGGCUCGUGAUUAAA